Fraxinus pennsylvanica is the source of this 504-nucleotide messenger RNA. NCBI's taxonomy places the organism in Eukaryota, Viridiplantae, Streptophyta, Magnoliopsida, Lamiales, Oleaceae. The record is from the annotation of a GenBank genome assembly.
AUGGACGUUCAAAAUCAUCAUUGGGCACUCGAAAUCACCCCUCUUUUUGUCGGAUUUCUCGGGGUCAUGACCGGUGCUGUACUGGUAGCAAUUUUCCAUUGCAUAAUGGUGAUUUGCCAUAGUAUGUCAAGCACUCAAACAUCUACAAUUUCCACGAAUCAAAUGCAAAGUAUUCCUCUAAAUAACCAAGAACUGAUGAGGGGGAAUUCAACAGUUCAACUCGUUGUUACAUCGAAGUACUCCAAAGAAUGCAAAGCAGAAGUAUGUGCUAUUUGUCUAAGUGAGUUCAAGGAAGGUGAUGAGGUUCGGGUUUUGGCUGAAUGCACGCAUAUAUUUCAUGUACUAUGUGUCAACCAGUGGCUCCAGAAUCACUGCAGUUGCCCACUUUGUCGGGCUACUACUGGGUUGGCGCCACUGUCACUUUUUAUAGGUUCGUUAUCAGAAUCUGGUGGCGUUCCAGUUCCACCGCUGGAUCUAUACAGGGUCCCGAAUUCUGGUGGCUAG